GACACACCGAAUCAACAGACAAAAUUUUUGACAUUCUCCUAACUAAACAGAAAAAGUCUCAGUUUGUUCACCCCAAAAUCAAGAAAUCAAAGUCAUUCAGCUAACCAGACAGAGAGAUUGUUAGUUAGAGUUAGAGAGUUCAGAGAGAUGAAGAAGUAUGGUGAUGAAUAUGAAGUGAUAAGAGAAACAAUAGAGAAAAUGGAUAUAGUUGAUAACCAUGCUCAUAAUUUAGUAUCUAUAAAUUCAACUUUUCCUUUCAUCAAAUGUUUCUCUGAAGCUGAUGGUGAUGCUUUAUCUUUUGCUCCUCAUACUCUUUCUUUCAAGAGAAGUAUAAGAGAUAUUGCAGAAUUAUAUGGUUGUGAGAAAACUUUGAACGGUAUUGAAGAAUAUAGGAAAUCAGCUGGACUGGAAUCGAUUAGUUCAGAAUGCUUUAAAGCUGCAAAAGUUUCUGUCUUGUUAAUUGAUGAUGGACUUGAGUUUGAUAAAAUGCAUGAUCUCGAGUGGCAUAAGAGUGUUGCACCAGUUGUUGCUAGAAUCUUAAGGAUUGAAUACUUUGCUGAGAAGAUUCUUAAUGAUGAAAUACCAAAUGGUUCAAAAUGGACAUUGGAUUUGUUUACUUAUAUCUUCGCAACGAAUAUGAAAUCAGUUGCUAAUCAAGUCGUUGGUUUGAAGAGCAUAGCUGCAUAUCGAAGUGGUCUAGAGAUUAAUCCAAAUGUUAGUAAGAAGGAUGCUGAAGAAGGACUUUUUGAAGCUUUAAGUGCUGGAAAGCCUAUCCGCAUCCAGAAUAAGAGCUUUAUUGACUAUAUAUUUACAUGCAGUUUGGACAUUGCCCUGAGUUUUGACUUGCCGAUACAGAUACAUACAGGGUUCGGGGAUAAGGAUCUGGACUUAAGGCUGAGUAAUCCCCUUCAUCUACGGGCUAUUCUUGAUGAUAAGAGAUAUUCAAAAUGUAAUAUUGUGCUUCUACACGCAUCAUAUCCAUUUUCAAGAGAAGCAUCAUAUCUAGCAUCUGUCUAUCCUCAGGUGUACCUUGACUUCGGAUUGGCAGUGCCAAAGCUUAGCAUUCAUGGGAUGAUAUCAUCAGUAAAAGAAUUAUUAGAGUUAGCUCCAACAAAGAAGGUAGUUUUCAGCAGCGAUGGUUAUGCUUUUCCAGAAACCUUCUAUUUAGGUGCGAAGAGAGCACGAGAAGUUGUGGCAUCCGUUCUACGGGAUGCAUGUGAUGAUGGUGACCUUACAAUUUCUGAAGCUGUGGAAGCAGCCAAAGACAUUUUUAAGAACAAUGCUAUUCAACUUUACAAGCUCCAAAAGCUUAUCGAAUCUUCAUCUUCAAACGAUGAUACACCUCAUGACUCUAAAACACUAAAAGCUAAUGUACCGGAGCAGGGUAUUGUGUUUGUUCGGGUUAUCUUUGUUGAUGCCUCUGGACAGCACCGAUGUCGUGUAAUCCCUGCGAAGCGCUUCUAUGAUGUUGUCAGGCAUAAGGGCGUGGGUUUAACUUUUGCAAUUAUGGGGAUGACUUCAUUUACCGAUGGUCCAGCUGAUGGAACUAAUCUAACUGGCACUGGUGAAAUCAGACUAAUGCCUGAUUUGUCAACCAAGAGGACGCUCCCAUGGUCUCGGCAGGAGGAAAUGGUUUUGGCUGACAUGGAACUUAAACCUGGUGAAGCUUGGGAAUAUUGUCCAAGAGAGACUUUACGAAGGGCGUCAAAAGUCCUGAAAGAUGAAUUUAACUUGGAAAUGAAUGCUGGUUUUGAAAACGAGUUUUAUCUUUUUAAGGCUGUAUUAAGGGAUGGCAAAGAAGAAUGGAUACCGUUGGACCACACACCCUACAGUUCUACUCAAAGUUUUGAUGUUGCGUCCCCUUUUCUUCAGGAAGUAAAUGCAGCUCUCCAGUCUAUAAAUAUUACAGUGGAACAGAUGCAUGCUGAAUCUGGCAAAGGUCAAUUUGAGAUAGUUACAGGGCAUGCAGUAUGUACUUCUGCUGCGGAUAACUUAGUAUAUACUCGAGAGGUUAUAAGAGCUGUUGCAAGAAAAAAUGGUUUACUGGCAACUUUCCUGCCCAAGUAUGCUUUGAAUGACAUUGGAUCUGGAUGCCAUGUCCAUUUAAGUCUAUCACAGAAUGGGAAUAAUGUGUUUAUGGGAUCCAAUGAUGGAUCAUCACGGUAUGGAAUGUCCAAAAUUGCAGAGGAGUUCAUGGCUGGAGUUCUUGGUCAUCUUUCUUCUGUCUUGGCAUUUGUAUCUCCCCUUCCAAACAGCUAUGAUCGGAUUCAACCGAAUACAUGGAGUGGAGCAUACCAUUGCUGGGGAACUGAAAACAGGGAAGCUCCAUUGAGGACUGCAUGCCCACCAGGAGUUGCAGAUGGUUUUGUCAGCAACUUUGAGCUGAAAUCUUUCGAUGGCUGUGCCAAUCCACACCUAGGAUUGGGUUCACUAAUUGCUUCUGGAAUUGAUGGUUUGCGGAGACAUCUUAGCUUGCCAGAACCAGUUUUAACCAAUCCGGCUAAUGUCAAAGGACUUCAAAGACUGCCAAAUGAUCUAGGCGAAGCUGUAGAAGCUUUAGAGAAAGAUGCAUUUUUGAAGGAGUUUAUUGGUGAAAAACUUGUCACAGCUAUUAUUGGUGUUCGCAAGGCGGAGAUUGAUUAUUAUUCAAAGAACAAGGAUGCAUACAAGGAGCUUAUAUACAAGUACUAGUGAGCUGGAGCAAAAUUUAAAAUUCCACGAGACACAAGCGUAGUAACUAUAGCUUAUUUGCGACCGAGUAUCACUAUCAGUUAAAUUUGUUUACAAACAAGUUCGGAAUUUUCUUUAUGGAUUCUAAAUAAGUCGAUUUAAAAACAAAGGGAGUUUGCUUUGCAAGCAAGGAAGAUCUCCACUCUUUUCAAUAAGGGCAUGUUUAUGGUAAGACUGAUUGGUUUUAUGCCAUAUAACAGAA
This is a messenger RNA of Papaver somniferum (opium poppy), 2932 nucleotides long. RefSeq names its product protein fluG-like. Gene Ontology annotation, molecular function: glutamine synthetase activity; hydrolase activity. NCBI's taxonomy places the organism in Eukaryota, Viridiplantae, Streptophyta, Magnoliopsida, Ranunculales, Papaveraceae. Bases 148 to 2691 code for a protein of 847 amino acids. The transcript has 18 exons. The record is from RefSeq and is a predicted model, not a curated record.